AUGGAGGAGGAGCUGCAGGCGCUGAUGGAGGAACUCUGUGAGACUCUGUUGCAGCAGCUGCAGCAACUGCUGGAAGGAAAACUGCAGCUGCAGGACAUUAAAGAUGGUGAGACGCACACGUGUUGUUGUUGUUCAGGCUCCAGAGAGGACGAGUCCAGCUGUGGGCGGCCGCUCGGCAUCAGAGUCGGACCCAACGGGACUCUGUUCGUAGCCGACGCUUACCUGGGUGUGUUCGAGGUCAACCCCACCACAGGUGAGGCAAUCCGAUUGGUUGCUGGCGGUCAGGUGGUGGGCGGCAGGCAGCUGUCGUUCAUUAAUGACGUGGCGGUGACGCAGGACGGAAAGAAGCUGUACUUCACCGACUCCAGCAGCAGGUGGCAGCGCAGAGACUACCUGAACCUCAUCAUGGAGGCCACCGCUGACGGCAGAGUUCUGGAAUUCGACAUGGAGACCAGAGAGCUGACCGUCGUCAUGGAGAACCUGCGAUUUCCAAACGGCAUCCAGCUGCUGCCGGACGAAGAGUCGGUGCUGGUGGCAGAGACCACCAUGGCCCGCAUCCGCAGAGUCCAUGUAGCUGGUCUGAAUAAAGGCGGAAUGGACACUUUCAUGGACAACUUGCCUGGUUUCCCCGACAACAUCCGUCCCAGCUCCAGCGGAGGUUACUGGGUGGCCAUGUCUGCCGUGAGACCGAAUCCCGGCUUCUCCAUGCUGGACUUUCUGUCCCAGAGACCCUGGAUCAAGAAACUCAUAUUCAAGCUCUUCAGUCAGGAGGUUCUGAUGAAGUUCGUUCCUCGGUACAGUUUGGUGGCAGAGCUCCAUGAUGGAGGCAUCUGCACCCGGAGCUUCCACGACCCCAACGGCCUGGUGGCGGCGUACAUCAGCGAGGUCCACGAGCACGAUGGGAGUCUGUACCUGGGCUCCUUCCGCUCGCCGUACAUCGCCAAACUCGACCUGCGCCAAGUGUAAACUACAAAAAAGACAGUGAAUGAAGAAAGUUUGUGACUUUGCAGUUGAACGUCUGAGCAGCGUUUGUCUUCAGCAGCUUCGUCACCAGGAGGUGGAAGACCAACCCUCACAGAUUGGUCAGGCGCUCGACUUGAUGGACAAAAACAAGUUAUUGGUGUCCAGGAGUUGAGUCCCGUGAGGAUGAAUGACUUUGGUUCAUCUAGCGCCCCCUGCAGGCCUUUCUGGUAUCAGACUCCAACCUCUCUGUUCUGUUUUGUUCCGUGAAGAGCAGCGGCUGCACAUCGAACUGGAAUGAGGCGCAAACUCUGAGAAUCUGAAAGAUUCAGCUACCGAAGGUUUCACAUCAGAUGUCUGCUCACAUUUCUAAUCUUCAGACGUUUUCCUUCCACCAUCCAGUGUUAGAUGGAGUUUAUUUCAGCUUUGUGUUCCACUGCUUGUGUACAAAAUUUAACAUUUUAUAGCUUUGUUUUGUGAAAAAUGUUUCCAUAAGGUUCAGAAAAGCGUCUUGUUGUGGUGUUUGGUGCUGAAAGUGAGCGGCUCGUCUAAAGGUUUCCAUCAACACUCGCUAGUUAGCUCAGGCUAAUCAACUCGUAAACUCGCUACCCUGUUCACUGUUGGCGGGUUAGCUUGUGGGCUCAGUGAGUAAAGCACAUAAUAGUCAGCUUGCUAGCUAGCUAGCCUCCAUAUUUUCUAAAAAUGUUUUGUUGAUUCACAGAUGACUUCGCAUUGUUUUCGUACGUUGUUGAGGUGUGUCCGUUUUUUUGAGAUAGAAGACCAACAACUUCUCUCUUUUAAUGCUAUAGUAAUUAUUAUAUUAUAUAUUUAAUGAUAAUAUUAUUAUUAUUAUUAUUAUUAUUAUCAUGAUGCUUUGAUGCUUUUACAAUGUGACAUUUUACCCAAUCAAGGAUCCAUCACUGGUUCAGAACACCACAAUCAGCAGCUGUUCGUCCGUGACCGACGUCCCCAGCAACGGAUGCAGCUCCAUGUCAGCAUAAACAUCUUAUUCAGGGGAAGGUGAUUGGCUACUGAACACAGACACUGAAUUUAAAUAGUGAACCGUGAAUGGCUAUCUGUUGGGACGAGCCGGGGUUUAAAGUUAGCUCUCCCUUCGUUGGUGCACAAACACGUCUAUGCCUCUGGCACAUGAUUGGCACACGAUCCAUCCAAUCCACAGCAUCCGUUCCCUGUAAAGGAAGACCUCCGCUAGCACCUCCCGCUCUCUGGAUGUUAGCACUGCUCCUUUGUUUAGCUGCUAUAUGUUGCAGCUAGCUGCUAUUAGUGUGUAAGGGGAUGGUACCAUUAUCUGUGUGUGUGUGUGUGUGUCAAUGCUAAGCUAUCAGUGCUCUCACAAAAUUGAAUAUUCCAACAAGAGCUAACGUUAACAUGGUAGCUUGCCUGUUGAAGAUCUGUGAUUAAAAGUGUUUUAAUUUAAUUGUCUAACUACUGAAACUGUAUAAAAACUUAUUGUUGAUAA
Molecule: messenger RNA, 2440 nt
Organism: Stegastes partitus (bicolor damselfish)
Lineage: Eukaryota; Metazoa; Chordata; Actinopteri; Pomacentridae
Gene: apmap
Product: adipocyte plasma membrane associated protein
Exons: 7
Coding region: 1-966 (321 amino acids)
Cellular component (GO): endomembrane system
Molecular function (GO): arylesterase activity
Source: RefSeq, a predicted model, not a curated record